AUGCCCCGCGGGGCGUCGAAAUCCCCUCGACACCCUCGCGGGUCGUCGAAAUCUCCCAUGGUGUCACCUCGAGCGACCGCGAACAAGGUGAACGGGGCGAAAGAUUCAGACGAAGACGAAGGUGUUGUUCCUCGUCCCGUAAAGAUGUCCGCGGUACCGCGCUCGCAGAAGCCCGAACCCACGGAUCUUCCCGCGGCGUUACGCGAGAUCGAUCGCCUUCGUUCGGUGCAGGAAAAGAACGCGACGAGCGCGAUGGCGGCGACGAGACGGGCGUUCGACGAGCAGGCGCGUUUGGAGAAACGCAUCGAGACGCUCGAGCGCGAGCUGGAGACCAAGUCGGAAGCGUUGACGGAGGGUUCGAAAAGGCAUGAGAGGGAUCGAGAUGAAUAUAAGAAGGCGCUGAAGACGGCUAAGAAGAAGGCACAGAAGCUGGAGAUGAAGUUGGAGGAGCAACGGGAAUUGACGAGAAGAGUGGAAGCAGAGGCUGGCUCGCGCGGAGGCGACGCAGGCGGCGGUGGAGAAAGUCAGCGGGAAAUCGAGCUCACUGAUCGAUGCGCGAGACAAGAAGGCGUGAUAUCGGCACUUCAGGGGCAAAUAGAUGAGCUGAAGACGACUUUGGAGGAUGAGCGGUCGCGGGGACAGUCAAAGGCGAGCGAGCAGUCUGCGGAGAUUGCUCGCAUAGGGGAAGAGUUGCGACGGGCGUUAGAGGAGGCUUCGACGAUCAAGGAAGAGUCUGAUAUGACUGUUGAGUCCAUGAGAGCCGCAUUGGAGGCCCAGAUUAGCGACGGGGGCGAUAGGAGUGGCGCUGAAGAAAUUGAGAGUUUGCGCGCAAGAGUGGAGGAACUCAGUGCCGCGGAAUCCGCAAGCAAGGAGACCUUGGCCAAACUGAAUCUCUUGCAGGAGAAGCAUGUCGCUCUGGAACGUUUGUUGGAGAAUGAGAGGGCUAACAAGGCGGCUCUACGCUUAGAGAAAGAAGAAGCAGAGAGACGCGUAUCGGAAGCCGAAGCCGCUGCGAUAAAUCAGGAAGAGUUGGAUGCGCUCAAGGAGCAACUCUCGCAACUUGCCUCUAAGACGGCUGAACUCGAAGGGGAGCUGUCGAAAGAACGAAAGUUACACGUGGAGACGAAAGAGAAAGCAAAGAAGGCUGAGAGUGAUAUGUUUUUAGUCCGAAAUACGUCGACUGCUGCAGAGAAGGCGAUUUCGGCUGCGCGUGCGGCCAUGGAUUCCGCAGAGGCUCGCGCGACGCAGUCAGAAAAGUUGGUCAGUGAGCGAGACGCCAGAAUUCAGCAGCUCUCCAUGGAUCUUGAUAACUACAAGCGUCGAGAAGAACAGCUAAAUGCGGAAUUGGGUAGCUCUUCUGUCUCGGAUCUUCGCAACAUGGAGGAAAAGCAGAGACAGAUCGACGAGCUUUCGGUGAAAAUCGUUGAACUCGAGUCCAAGUCCACGCAAGUAGACGAGCUCAAGCGGGCACUCCUCUCUGCAAACGAUGCCGCGACAGCUGCAGCACAGUCAAUAGAGGAGAGCGAGGCUGAGUUACUGGAAGAGCGCAAGAGAUUCAGCGUUGCAGAGAAGAAUUUGUUGGAAGCGCGUCGCUCAACGGAAGUAGCGUUAGACAAUGUUUCGCAACGCGAUGCCAUGGUUCUCAACUUGAAGAAAGAGCUCGAAGAGAUGUCGAAUCAAGUUAAAGAAGCGCAUUUGCAGCUACAGAUGGUGUCUGUGAGCUCAGUGUCACAAAAUAAGUUGCAAGAACAACUGGAUGUCGAGUUGGAUGCUGCAAACGCACUUGCGAAAGCCGCUGAAUCGCGCGCCGCCGGACUCACAUCCCAGCUCAAAAUAGCCGAAGACGCGAGGGACGAAGCCGUAAAGGAUGUCGCUCGUUUGAAACAUGAAGUAGAUUUGAGUCAACGCGCUCUUGAAGGGCUCAAGACGGAGCUCGCGAACGCUCAGAAUUCGCUCAAGUCGAGUAAAGCGGCGGCUUCGCGUGCUGUGCAAGAAGCUGUUAGCGCGAGUGGACGUCGAGCGCAGGAGCUCGCGAAACAGCUCGAAGAAGCCAAGACCAAGCUCAGCGAUGCAAAUACGAUCAUAGAUUCGUUGAAAACUGACAAUGGAGCUGUCAAAGUUCAGGUGAUGGAGCUUGAAACCCUCGUAUCUACACUCAGGGAGAAUCUUGAAACAAUCGAGCAAGACGCAGCGGCGAAACGUAAUGAUCAACUCGACAUGGAGUACAUGCGCCGUGAGGAGGAUUUACGAGCUGAGAUCAGCGAUCUCACACUCGAGUUGCAAGAAGUUCGCGAAGAUUCGUCGUCCAAAGUUGAGCAGGCAGAGCGGCGAGCUUCUGCGCUCGAUAGCCAAAUUGACGAGCUUGAGAGAGCGCUCAGUCAAAGCAGGGAUGAAAUUCGACAACUCACGCAAGAUUCGACGCUCAGGAGGGAGAAUUUGACACAGGAAACGCUGGAACUUCGCAAGAAGCUCGUUGAGGCGCAAGAAAUCGCGGCGAAUUCUUCGGGAAGCAUAGAGGCUGUCAAACGACGCUACGAAGCUCGUCUACGAGAUGCCGGUGAGUUGGCCGAGAAGCAGAUCAUUUCGCUCGUGAAAGAGCUGGAUCAAACGAAGGAAAUGAUGACACUCGCUCAAAACGAAGAGCAGCGCGCCCGCGAAGAGGCCGUGUGCGCAUCUAAGACGAUUGCUGAGAAAGAGACAGAGUUUGCCGAGCAGCUCGAGAGAGUUCGCAACGAGCUUCUCGUUGCACAUGAGGCAAAUCUCAGCUUAACUAGUGAACUAGAUGAGAUGAAGACUACUUGCGAAGAACUGCGACUUGCGAAGGACGCGAUGGAGGACGACUUAGUCGAAACCUGCUCACUCCUUGAGAAAGUAUCGGCGAAGGCCAACGACGCAGCGGACAAUUACAAGCAGACAACAGCUGAGAUGAACGCGACGAUGGAUACGAUGAAGCAGAAACUAGAGGGCGAAGUCUUGCUUGCUAUGGACCUUACGAAGGAAAAGGAAUUCAUCAUAAAAGAACUAGAGACACGGCAAGCUGAGCUCAGCGCACAAGUCGAAGCUCUUAAAGAAAAAUCUUUGUCAAGCUCCUCAAAGUUGGUUGCUUUAGAAACCAAUUUGAAAGAAGCAAGCAUCGCCGAGCGCGAGCGUCUUCUGGUUCUUCAGAACGAAAACAAGCGCCUGGAAAAGCGUUUGAAGGAUACCUGGACUGCGUUGCAGGGAGCUCACGCUGUAGUGGAGCAAACGAAGACAGCCGCAAAAGACGCAGUGCGCAACGCCAAUGCCGCCGCGGCAAAAGCAGAGAAAGUCGCCAUCAAAGCAAAACGUGAGCUCGAAGAAAUUCGCAGGAGUGCUCCGGCGACUGCAAUUAUCCGGAAAGUUACUGAAGCUGAAGAUGUGUCGCAGAUGCAAUCAUCACCACAGCUGUCGUCGCGGCACAGGUCUGCAACUUCACCUCAGUCGAUGUCUCAGAGAUCGUCACCAGCGCCAAAACUAUCCCCUGUGAAGCCUCCAUCCAAAGUACCUUCUCUCGAUGACGAGAUGCAGCGAGCGAGCGAUUUAUUAGAAAGACUCAGUCGAGCUUCGAGGGAACCGAGCUUGAGGGACGAUGGAUCCGUCGGCAAGAGCGAGACCUCGAGCCAAAUCGGUGCGGUUGGUGCUGCGGUGUUCGGCUAUCGCGGCGCGUAG
Molecule: messenger RNA, 3687 nt
Organism: Ostreococcus tauri
Lineage: Eukaryota; Viridiplantae; Chlorophyta; Mamiellophyceae; Mamiellales; Bathycoccaceae
Product: N2227-like
Exons: 1
Coding region: 1-3687 (1228 amino acids)
Source: RefSeq, a predicted model, not a curated record